AUGUCCGGCAGGCUGUCGCGCCUCGUAUCUUCCCGGCGGUGGUCUCCCUUUUCAUGGGUGGGGGAGAAGAGGGAGGAAAUGUGUUUCGCUGCGUUUUAUAAUGCACACGUGCACAUGCAUGUUGGACACGGUACGACAGAGUACACUUACGAUACAAGACACGAAAGUACGGUUCCAGGACAGUUUAGGCUUUGUGACUGUGGAGCGGUUGAAGAUGAGUUGCAUGUUUUCGAUGGACGUCCCGCUUACAAGAGCAUACGGGCUAAGUAUGAUGGUGAUCUAGUCAUUAAGGGGCGCAGCAUGCGACUGAGGCGCCACCCCUGGCAUUGGCCAGCUUUAACGGACACACCCGCACUUGUGUGCAAGGAACUUGUAACUUGUAUCACGAAACCGAAGCGCUGUGGCGACACGGCACAACCGAACAUAAAUCCCAACCCCGUACACUCGCAGCCAGGUCCCGCUGCGGCGGGCCCGCCCUCCGCAGCCCCAAUCGCCCAAGGCCCCUUAGCUGCUGCGCUAAACCGCAAUCGCAGCCUCAUGCUCGCGGCCGCCUCCGUAGCAGCUGCGGCCACGACAACAGCUGCAGCCACGUCAGCAAGCGGGCCGCCAGCCGUUGGAAUCGGAUUUGGAACUGGCGGCGUGAACGGCGGCAUCAACGGUGGCGUCAAUGGUGGCGGCAGGGGUACUCCCCUCGCCUCCUUUGCGCCCCUAUCCUCCAAAAUGGCCCGCGCACCUCCUCCACCUCAACCGGCCGCACCUCAGCUUCAGCCCCAAUACCAGGGGGGCCUCCAACCUCAAGAUCUCCUGCCACAACCCCAGCUUUCAACUGCCCCGGCUCCGGAACCCGCUCCUCCCGAGAUGACGGCGGUAUUCUCGCCGCUGCAGGCGAACCUGAUGAACAACGCUAGGGCCAGCAUGCAGCGGCAGCACCAGGUGAUGCCGAGUACGGCAAGUGGGCGUUACGGGCCGCUAGGGCCGUCCAGGAUGGCCGGCGGCGGUGGUAACGCAUUAGCGGCGGCUGUAGCACCACUGAGUGCGGGCCUAGCGGCAAGGAGGAGUACGGCAGAGCCGCUGGCAGCGGCGACGGCGGCGGAGCCACCUUUGCUUGCGUUGGCGACGCCGCUGAACGCGGGAAUUGCGGCUAGGCAGAGUACGGCGGAUCCUUUGACGGAAGCGCUGCCGCAGGAGCAAGAUGCGCAGCAGCGGAAGCAGCGGAAGCAGCUCGCGGCGUACAAGAUGCCUGGAUGGAUGCGGCGGGAGGUACAGCCGCGGCUGGCAGCGGAGGCGGGGUGUACGGCAACGGCGGCGGAGGCUGAGGUUGAGGGGCCGCGGCUGCCUCCGCCGGUGGCGGUAGCUGCACCGAAGGCGACGGCCACCGAUUCCGCGACGGCGCAGGAGCGGAUUCCUGAAGUGGUGACGCCGCUGGCGGCAGGGGAACACCCCUCUGCGUGGUGGCAGGAGCAACAGCAGCAGGUCCUGUCCUGUCAGCGGCGCGGCGGCGGCGAUGGGGCGAGCAGCAGCGGCGGCGGCGAAUCGUGGUCGGACGACGACGGCGGUCGGGCAGCUUGCGCGAAUCCGCAGCGCGGCGGGAGCUGCCGGUCGGCGGCGGCGGCGGCGGUGCUGCCGCCGCCGGUGCCGCUGGUGGCUCCCGGCGUCGUGGCGGGCGCGAUUAGGUCCCUCCGCGGCGGCAGCCGCCCGGGGGGUGCCAGCUGGGGGAGCAAUACCGCCGACGGGGCCAGCGUUAGCGAGGAAAGUACGACAGACACAGUUGUCGUACGAGGUUCUGUCGCGGCGGCGGCGGCGGUCUUUUCGGCAGCCCCCGAACCUAGUACGACAGGCCGUUGCAAUCAAGCAGCGACGGCAGCGAUAUCGGCGUCGACGUCGGCACCGACAAUUCGUCGGUCUACCGCGCAAUGGCCGCCGCCGCCGGCGUCGGCGUCGGCGCCGGCGGAAGGGGAAGACGCUGACGUGCAUCCUUCGUGGGACUAUUCAGAUAGCCGCCACGGCAAAGGUCAUCGGUCCCCGUCGAGGGCUAGAUGCAGCAGCGGCAGUGACGUCAACAGCGGCGAUCUCGGGUCUUGCGCUAAGGCGGCGCUCGAUCAACUCAUGGCGCGAUUUGCAUCUCGGGAUCCGUUGGAGGAUAGCGUUGAAUCGCACCCGCUAACCGCUAACUGUCAGCCUAGCGGCGCUGGUGCUGGCGGCGGCAGCGGCGGCGGCGGUGGCGGUGGUGGCGGCUGGAUGGCUGGAAUUUGGCCUUUUGCCUCGCCAUCGCCGUCGAAGCGUAAUCCGCCGGCGACGGCGGCGGCGGCGACGGCGACUGCAACUGCGGCGAAGUGUACGGCGCCGACGACAUCCAGUGGCGGAGCGGUUGGCGGCGGAGGCGGGGACGUUUAUGAUGAUGUUCAGGAGCCCCAGCCUAGCAUAACACCGCUGGGCAUCUUGUCUGCCGUACAGCAGCAUCGCCUUCGCGCGGCGCCAUGGGCUGAGACCAGCGUUACGGCCGACGGCGGCGGCGGCGAGGGCGGCGGGGGAGGUAGCGAUGAAUUCCAGUCAGCUGAGGAAGACAGCAGCGAAGGUAAUAUGGCGGGAGCAUCAUCAGCGGACGUAAAACCCAGCGAGAUGAACGGACGAGGUGUUGUACAACCCAUACUGCUGCCACCGUCGUUGCAGGCGCCUGUGCCCAACGCCGAAGCAAAAAGUGCGGGCCCGCUGCCGCCGCCACCGCCAGGUCCGCCGCCACCGCUGCCACCACCAUUAAGUAUCAGCGCCGGAAGGCCCGCUGCAGCCGGUCGGGGAACCCCGCUGCCGCCGCCGCCGCCGCCAGCAAACCGUGCUGCUGCCGCCGCCGCCGCUGGCGGCGGCGGCGGCGGCAUGGACGCUGUCCUGGGCGCCAUUCGUUCUCGCGCCUUCCAUCUGCGCUCCCGAUCCAAGUCUGCGGCUGGGCCGGGCCGCAAGGGCAAGCAGCUCGCCGACGAUGCUGCCGAAGCGGCGAGGUCGCACGCCCUGAGCCACAACCCGCAAGUAGGUCUUAUUUAG
Messenger RNA from Volvox carteri f. nagariensis, 3036 nucleotides. RefSeq lists its product as uncharacterized. The record is from RefSeq and is a predicted model, not a curated record. Lineage: Eukaryota; Viridiplantae; Chlorophyta; Chlorophyceae; Chlamydomonadales; Volvocaceae. The transcript is spliced from 10 exons. The coding region runs from base 1 to 3036 and encodes 1011 amino acids.